Messenger RNA from Fusarium vanettenii 77-13-4, 1848 nucleotides. RefSeq lists its product as uncharacterized. The coding region runs from base 1 to 1848 and encodes 615 amino acids. The record is from RefSeq and is a predicted model, not a curated record. The transcript has a single exon. NCBI's taxonomy places the organism in Eukaryota, Fungi, Ascomycota, Sordariomycetes, Hypocreales, Nectriaceae.
AUGGAGUUCAUCGUCGGGACGGUCCUGGCUGGCGUCCCCAUUGUGCUUGAGGCCUACGAUCGCUACUGGGACCUCUCAAAAGGCUUCACCACCUUCCGCCAUUAUUCAAAAGAACUGGUCAAAUUGGAUACAAUUCUCAAUACGCAAAAGACCCUUUUCAGGGGAAACAUCACAAAACUCCUCACAGCGAUUACAAACGAUCCAGAAAGGGCACGCGGGUUGCUCUCCGAAAGGAGCAAGGAAACAUGGGAGACGUUGAAGCUUGAAACGAUCAACAGCGAACAGCGCCUCGAGUCACUCAGAGACACAUUUACAUCCUGGAAGGCCACUCUUGAUCAGGUUCUCUUGUCCGUCACGGCGAUAUGUUUCGAGGUGGAGAGCUUUCGAAUAACGAACGUGGUGCCCGUUGACUCACUCCCCUCAAGAGAUAGUCUGAAGCAACUGCGGAAGCGAUUCCGACUGUGUUGGAGGAAGGGAGAGGUUCAGGAUUCAAUCAAGGAGUUGCGGGACUUUACAGCUGACUUUAACGAAUUGACGGCUCGGAUCAUCAGCGAGCUCAAGGAACUACAGAUGACACCCACUAAGGAGCCUACCAUACAACGAAGAGCAAGUCCGUCUGGGAACCUUGACAAGUAUCGGCAAAUUCAGUCAGCAUCCCUUAGACUAUACAACACCUUUGCUCAGAGAUGGUGUUGCACAACACAUCCUAGACACGCCGCAAGCAUCUCUCUUAUUGAUCUCGACAAGUCCGGGAAGUCGAAGGUCGCAGAGAACAGUAUAAAAUUCGAGGUUGCCAUUGCUAGCGAAGCUGGGUCUGCUAAAGCAGCCGACUCACUAAUCUGGCUAGAGGUGGAAACAGUUGACACACAAACUUCAAAGACUGGCAGGCCGACACAAUCUGGAACGAGUGAGAAAAACGACUGGGAACAUACGAUACAAAAGAUAACGGGGCAUGCUCAUCAAGCAUGUCCUAAGCCAUCUCAAAGCCCUGAUGCCGAGAGUUCGGCCAACAGCAGCCAGACAAGCAACUCGGAUUCCAUCAUCGAUCUUGCAAUGAUUGAAGACCUCUGUCGGCACUUUCAGAUCCCAAGACCGAUAUGCUCAUCAAACUGUGUCGGUUACAUCACAUACGCCGGGCUUCAUCACUUCUAUCUCCCGCCUCCAGAACGGCAUCCAUCAGGGCAACAGACAUCCCUGGCAGAAAUCAUCACCUGGAUAUCUGAGGACGAGUUUACUCGUAGUCUUCCAAGAACCACCAUGGCCCAUCUUGCCAGCUCACUGGCUGCUGCUGUCUUGCAAUAUCACUCUACACCCUGGCUGCCAAAGACUUGGGAGAGUAGACAGGUGCUCUUUCGUGGAUCUGGGAACCUACUGGAGGACGCCAGCUCUGUCUCCUCAACAAGUCCAUACUUUCGGGUCGGCUUCUCUACAGGCCCUGAAACCACACCCCAAGCCAAUACCCAAAUCUUCCCAACACCGACACCCUCUUCACUCGCCCGCAACGCGAUUCUCUUUCGCCUGGGCAUAAUCCUCCUCGAGCUGGGAUACAGUCAACCAUGGCCACAUCUCCAAAAUCGGUCGCUGUCAAUACUCCCUCCUCAGAGGCAAACUGACUAUGAUGCCGCCGAGAAGCUGGCUCAGGCACCGCUCUUGCGAAAUCGCAUGGGGCCCAGGUUCUCAACCAUUGUACGCAAGUGUCUAGGCUGUGACUUUGGGUUAGGGGAGAGUGAUCUCGCUAGUGAAGAGUUGCAGGGAACCUUCCUUGUGGAUGUGGUUGAGGCGUUACAAGAGACUGAACGACGCUUGAGACAAUUCGAACAGCGGCUGGGGAGUGGAUUUCGCGAGUAG